This is a messenger RNA of Kluyveromyces lactis, 528 nucleotides long. It is a transcript of the gene CNB1, whose product is annotated as calcineurin regulatory subunit B. NCBI's taxonomy places the organism in Eukaryota, Fungi, Ascomycota, Saccharomycetes, Saccharomycetales, Saccharomycetaceae. The transcript has a single exon. The record is from RefSeq and is a predicted model, not a curated record. The coding region runs from base 1 to 528 and encodes 175 amino acids. Gene Ontology annotation, molecular function: calcium ion binding; calcium-dependent protein serine/threonine phosphatase regulator activity.
AUGGGAGCAGCACCAUCUAGGAUAGUGGAUAAUUUGUUGGAUGAUACCAACUUCGAUCGUGCGGAGAUUGAAAGAUUGAAGAAACGGUUUAUGAAACUUGACAAAGAUAGCUCAGGUUCCAUCGACAAGACCGAAUUCAUGUCUAUACCUGGAGUAUCAGCGAACCCACUUGCGAAGAGAAUAAUAGAAGUUUUCGAUGAAGAUAAUAGCGGAGAUGUUGAUUUUCAAGAAUUCAUAACGAGUUUAUCCAUCUUCAGUGGAAGAGGGGAGACGGAUGCAAAACUACGUUUUGCAUUCAGGAUCUAUGACAUUGAUAAAGACGGUUACAUAUCCAAUGGUGAGUUAUUUAUCGUUUUGAAAAUAAUGGUAGGCACAAACUUAGAGGAUGAGCAACUACAGCAAAUUGUGGAUAGAACCAUAAUGGAAAAUGAUGUUGAUGGAGAUGGAAAAUUAUCAUUCGAAGAGUUUAAGAAGGCGGCCGAAACAACAGAAGUAAUCCAGUCAUUGACGCUACAGCACAACAUAUGA